Molecule: messenger RNA, 1103 nt
Organism: Rubroshorea leprosula
Lineage: Eukaryota; Viridiplantae; Streptophyta; Magnoliopsida; Malvales; Dipterocarpaceae
Source: the annotation of a GenBank genome assembly
GCCAGCCUCAGUGUCAGAAAAGAGAAUAGCCACUCUGCAAGGUUCAUCGACCAAGCAAUUCAUCGAGAAUGGCAAGUUUUGUGAAAGAAUUAACGAGAACAGAUGUUGAAUCCAUGUUGGUAAUCCCAGUUGCUUUCAUGAACAACAUGCCACAGGUUCAAGGAGGACACUUCACAAAUGUAACGGUAUCAGAUGCAGGUGGGAGAGAAUGGAAUUUCGGAUACUACGUCCGAGCGAACCAAAACCCGCGGCCUGUUCUGAAAUCAGGGUGGUGCCACUAUGUCCGUGAGAAAGGACUGAGAGUUGAUGACAUAAUCAUAUUUCAGCGUCUGGAAGGCUUCCCAGUGCGUUACAGGAUUGGAGCAACAAGAAGAGUAACUAUACUUGGUCAGGAGGUAUGGACUGAGGAAUUCUAAUUAAGUACACCAUGCUAUAUGUAUAAUGUUUUGAAGCAAAACUCGUAUGCUUUCUGGUCCUAUGUAUUGUUUGGUGUUUUCCUCUUCCAUGUCCUGUUGGUGUUUUCCUUUUCCUUUUCUUUUUCCAUGGGUGUUUUCCGUUUCUAGUAUUAUGGAUGAUGGACACUAUGUUACAUGUAUGAUGUUUUAUGUAGUCGAGGUGUUCUGAAGGACACUAUGUUAUAUAUAUGAUGUUUUAUGUAUUCGAGGUGUUCUAUUUUCAUGGUUUUCAACUUUGAAUUGUUUGAGAAACUUACUGUCAUUGUGUUUGGGUUUAAUUUGGAUGUAAGAGUACUUACUGUUUUCAUCAUUCACUCAAGAACAAUCAUAAUUGUUCAUGGAAGAAAAGAGAAAUGGAUCUAGCUAGUCUUUUUCUUCAUCUUCUCAUGGACUCCAAUCAACUCAUAAAAUUAGGAAACUUGGUCGGUCGUGCCCGGGAGCACCCCUUGAAAUUUUAAAAAUCUGUUUUGCUGCUUUGUUUAGUGCGAUUCAUUGAAAAAAAAAGAAGGCUCUGCUUAUGUUCUAAAUCUGGAAAACAGAGCGAGCAUUGUGCAGAAGAAAAAUGGGGAAGAAGACAGGAGCAUGUUUGUAAAUAUGAGGCCAAAGUAUUUCUUUAAUCCCUUAACUUAAUAAAUUUGAAAGAUUUAU